Molecule: messenger RNA, 2566 nt
Organism: Symphalangus syndactylus (siamang)
Lineage: Eukaryota; Metazoa; Chordata; Mammalia; Primates; Hylobatidae
Gene: SH3GLB2
Product: SH3 domain containing GRB2 like, endophilin B2
Biological process (GO): membrane organization
Cellular component (GO): cytoplasm; membrane
Molecular function (GO): protein binding
Source: RefSeq, a predicted model, not a curated record
GGCCUCCGCGCCCCGCCCUGCGCGCUCGGGCUGGCUCGGCGGCUGCUGCGGGCGGGCGCGCGGAGGGCCGGUGCCCCGCAGCAGGUGGGCGGGGUGCGGUUGGCGUCGGCGGCUGGGCCAGGGGCUGCCGGCUGCGCUCGGGCCGUGCGCGGCGGCCGUGCGGGCGCGCCAUGGACUUCAACAUGAAGAAGCUGGCGUCGGACGCGGGCAUCUUCUUCACCCGGGCCGUGCAGGUGAGGCCUGGCGUCGCGCCGUGCGCCGGGGGCCCGGAUGUGCGGCGGGCGGGGAGCACCCUGCGGCAGACGCCUGGGGACGCGGGGAAGCCCUCUCGGGGUUCUGCCCCUGUCCCCGCCGCGGGCACACCUCUGCCCCCCCUGAGCCAUUGCUGACCGGAAGAGGGAAAGAGCCCGUGUGGCCCGAGCCGGGCCUUGGCCCUGCUGCCUGGGGCGAGGCACCGGUGCCCACCCUUUGGGCCGGUUGGGUUACCCUGCUCCCCUGGCGCCUGCCCGGCUGAGGAGGGGAGGAGGCACCGGCUGGGUGCUACCUCCCUGCCCUUGUCCAGCAGUGACUGGCGCCCAUCGGGGCAUUUAGCGACCUGGGUCCCAGGCCCAGGGACUCAUGCGUCCGCCACAACCCGUUCUCCGAGCCUCAGUCUCUGCACCUGUGCAAUGGGCGGCUGGUGCCAUGAGUCCCUCAUGGCCAUUUCACACGCUUGGAUAGUCAGGCCGGAAGCCAGGAGCUGUUUCUUUUCUGCUCCACAGGAGUUCACGGAGGAGAAAUUUGGCCAGGCUGAGAAGACUGAGCUUGAUGCCCACUUUGAAAACCUUCUGGCCCGGGCAGACAGCACCAAGAACUGGACAGAGAAGAUCUUGAGGCAGACAGAGGUGCUGCUGCAGCCCAACCCCAGUGCCCGAGUGGAGGAGUUCCUGUAUGAGAAGCUGGACAGGAAGGUCCCCUCAAGGGUCACCAACGGGGAGCUGCUGGCUCAGUACAUGGCAGACGCGGCCAGUGAGCUGGGGCCGACCACCCCCUAUGGGAAGACACUGAUCAAGGUGGCAGAAGCUGAAAAGCAACUGGGAGCCGCAGAGAGGGAUUUUAUCCACACGGCCUCCAUCAGCUUCCUCACACCCUUGCGCAACUUCCUGGAGGGGGACUGGAAGACCAUCUCGAAGGAGAGGCGGCUCCUCCAAAACCGGCGUCUGGACUUGGAUGCCUGCAAAGCGAGGCUGAAGAAGGCCAAGGCUGCAGAAGCCAAAGCCACGUGUGAGGGAGAUACGGUGCCUGACUUUCAGGAGACUAGACCUCGUAAUUACAUUCUCUCGGCCAGCGCCUCCGCGCUCUGGAAUGAUGAAGUGGACAAGGCCGAGCAGGAGCUCCGCGUGGCCCAGACAGAGUUUGACCGGCAAGCAGAAGUGACCCGUCUCUUGCUGGAGGGAAUCAGUAGCACUCAUGUGAACCACCUGCGCUGCCUCCACGAGUUCGUCAAGUCUCAGACAACCUACUACGCACAGUGCUACCGCCACAUGCUGGACUUGCAGAAGCAGCUGGGCAGCUCCCAGGGUGCCAUAUUUCCAGGCACCUUUGUGGGCACCACAGAGCCCGCCUCCCCGCCCCUGAGCAGCACCUCACCCACCACCGCUGCGGCCACUAUGCCUGUGGUGCCCUCUGUGGCCAGCCUGGCCCCUCCAGGGGAGGCCUCGCUCUGCCUGGAAGAGGUGGCCCCCCCUGCCAGUGGGACCCGCAAAGCUCGGGUGCUCUAUGACUACGAGGCAGCCGACAGCAGUGAGCUGGCCCUGCUGGCUGAUGAGCUCAUCACUGUCUACAGCCUGCCUGGCAUGGACCCUGACUGGCUCAUUGGCGAGAGAGGCAACAAGAAGGGCAAGGUCCCUGUCACCUACUUGGAACUGCUCAGCUAGGCGGGUUCCCCCCCCACCCCCCCGCAUUCUGGCCUGGGCAGGAGAGGAUGGGCGCAGCCCUGCCACUUGUUUGUUGGUGACACAGCUGUUCAGAGUGGGGAGAAGAAUUCACCCCAUUCUGUCCCUGCCCCUAGUCACCUAGCUGUGAGGGUGCCUGAGGCUGAAUGGCCCCACCCCUCCCCCAGCCCUGCUUCUGACCUGUGGCUCUGGAGCCCCUGCCCCUGCCUGCAUCCCCGAGCACCCCACCCUCCCAGCUCUGCUAAGGAGGGAGGGGCUGUCUGCAGCAGCUGCACUCAGCACCUAGGCCAGGGUGGGGCCGCCGCAGAUGGGCUCAGGAAGCCCCAGGUGCACUCAGCGAGAGCCUUGCCUUUCGGUUGCCAAAAGCUGCAUCAGGGGAAUGCGGCAAGGCACACAGGGCUCUGGCAGCCCCUGGGGACUGGGCGCUGCCCCUGGGAGGGGAGAGCCUGGCCAGGGCUGGUGUUGGGCCCGGAGCAGCAUCUUCCGGUGCUAUCCUUCCCUCCCACCCCUCACAGCUCAAGCCAAGUCCAGCGGCCGCAGCCUCCACCUCUCCACACUCACUUUUUAUCUGGUGUUUUUACUUCUGCCUGCAUUUGCUCUCUAGCCAAUAAACCCUCCUUGUGUGCGAGUCA